This is a messenger RNA of Ruditapes philippinarum (Manila clam), 1600 nucleotides long. RefSeq lists its product as uncharacterized. The transcript has 5 exons. The coding region runs from base 108 to 473 and encodes 121 amino acids. The record is from RefSeq and is a predicted model, not a curated record. NCBI's taxonomy places the organism in Eukaryota, Metazoa, Mollusca, Bivalvia, Venerida, Veneridae.
UGAUGUAAAACGAUUGCUAUAUAUAGUAAGACUCCUGGCCAGUUUUUAUCAACACCGGUCACACUUUCUUAGAUAAUAUAUUUUUGCGAGAUAUUUUGUGGUAGAAAAUGAAGAUUGUUGCACUUUGCUUUACUCUGGUUCUUGCAGUGUCAACUGCUACUUUAUUGAAAAAAGCUGCCGCCCCUGAUGUCACAGCAACGGAGGUAAAAUCUGGUUUUGUCUUGAUACAGGCUUAUAAUAGCCCAGGUGUGGUUUGUGAUGAAGGAAAAGGUGCAGCAGCUGCUGAAAUUGGUUGCGGAGGAAAAUCGUUCAAGAGUGUGAGUGCUGGUGGUGAUACAGAUUCAUUAUUACAAGAUAUGGGUGUGGAAUUUGGUAUCAAACUGAACUGUGACGGUGCCGCUGACUGGAGCGGUUGUCAAAAUGAUGGCAUGGGGUCUCCGAAUAUAUGUUCAGCGUUCGUUGGAUGCGCUUAAGCAAUGUAUUAUCUGAGUAGUCUCAACGAAAGAUGCCGGGAUGUGAAUCAAUGACGAGGGGAUACAGCAGUGGACUAGAUAUACAUGAUUGGUCAUGAUGAAUUCCGCUUCACUUGUUUGUUUUAAUUGAAGUUCUACUCAAUAAAUGUUUUUCCUCAAACAGAAAAAGUUUUAUCAUUUUAUGUGUUGAUGAUUUGAAAUAUAAAUUGGUCAAUUUUACAUUUGAAUCAACAUUGUUGCACAAAAGGAAUUAGUUUAUACGCAAUGAAUUUAAGUUCGAUUGUAUUGGAAGAUGUAAGCUUAUAGUCACACUCUCGAAUCCAUUCCUUCAUCCAAACAGUACUCAGCAAUGAUUGUCAAGUUUCUUGCUCAAGGAAACAACGGCUGGUCUCUGAUGGGAGUUGAGCGAUACUUAUGUUACUAGUACUGUGCGUUAAACACUUGACCAUGUCUCAAUCCGUUAAAUAUACAACUUUAAUGAAUGUCGGGUAUGUCGUAUUUUUGUUGUGUGUUUUAGCCCACAUAGUGUACAUUGAUUCCAGCACUUUUAAGUGUUGAGAAUUGAGAACCGCUCUGCUAGUGGGCGUGAAGGAUUUUUAAUUAUCCCUCUUGUACAGACUCAAUCAAACCGAGUCUGCAAUUUUCCGAAAUUUUCUGUUUUUGAUACUUCCAAUGGAUCAACAUUUUCCAUUCAUUAAUUUAUAUAAUAAAAAUGUUAUUGCAGUUCUUUAAGGUAUAUAUUCUUUUUUAUAAAAUGAAUAUUUAUUUCCGAAUCAAAUCUUUUGUUUAUGAUUCUUAAAUAUUUUGUUAAGAUUAUAUAUACUUCACUGUUAUUUUAUGUAAGCAAAUGUAAGCAAAAUGUUGUAAAUGCUUAAAUGUUUCAUUAAACAAAUUAAUUUGAAGACAUUUAAGCCUGUGAAUUCUUCAAGAAAUAUUAUAGUAGAAUUCCCAAAGUGUGUUUACAGUUUAAAAUGUCAUUCGCACGACGGGUCGUUUCUUAAAAAAAUCAACUUAAAUUGUUUUGUCAUAGCACUAUAUGUAACAAACGUAAAGAAAUAAACAUAAUAUUAGAAAUAUUGUGUAAGUAUUUUUUUUCAAAAGCGAAAGGAGUUACAUAUCGACAUAAA